Molecule: messenger RNA, 921 nt
Organism: Acomys russatus (golden spiny mouse)
Lineage: Eukaryota; Metazoa; Chordata; Mammalia; Rodentia; Muridae
Product: olfactory receptor 1019-like
Biological process (GO): G protein-coupled receptor signaling pathway
Cellular component (GO): membrane
Molecular function (GO): olfactory receptor activity; G protein-coupled receptor activity
Source: RefSeq, a predicted model, not a curated record
AUGUCCAAUCACACAAGAGUGACUCACUUCAUCCUCAGGGGCUUCUCAGAUACCCGACAGCUGAGAUUGGUGGUCAUCCCAUUUUUCUUGCUUGUUUACACAUUUGGCCUCCUGGGGAACAUUUCCAUCAUCACAGCUGUGAUGAGAGACAGUAGGCUCCACUCGCCCAUGUAUUUCUUGCUGAAGAAUUUAUCUUUCCUGGACACAUGCUACACCUCGGCCACCAUCCCUAAGGCAGCGGUCAUAUCCUUCACAGGGACAGGGCUCAUCUCCUAUCUCGAGUGUGUAACACAGCUCCAUAUAUUUAUCACACUCUCUGCUACUGAAUGCUUUCUGCUCACGGCCAUGGCUUAUGACCGGUGCCUGGCCAUCCUCAGACCACUGCUCUAUGGAACCAUCAUGAGCCAGAAGUGUUGUUCUCAGCUGGUGGCCACUGCCUGGGUGAGUGGAGCCAUCGACUCAGCCUUCCACACGUUCAACGCCUUCUACCUCCCCUACUGUGGACCCAAUGUUGUUGAACACUUCUUCUGUUGUGACAUCCCUCCGGUCAUGAGACUGUCCUGUGCCGAUUAUCGUCUCAAUGAGGAGGUGGGCUUUGCGGUGAGCAGUUGCGUCGUCAUGAGCUCCUUCGCCCUCACCGUCCUCUCCAAUGUCGGCAUCACGUCCACAGUUCUUCGCAUCCCCUCAGAGCAUGGCAGUUGGAAGGCCUUUUCUACCUGCUCCUCUCACCUGACCACAGUCGUCUUGUUUUAUGACUUCAUGUACCUUAGACCUGCCUCUCGAUACUCCCCAACCCAGGGUCGCCUGGCAUCUAUUUUCUACUCUGUCCUCACCCCUUCUUUGAAUCCACUUGUCUAUUGUCUGAGGAACAAAGAUAUGAAGUUUGCUCUACAGAAACUUUAUUGUGGAAGAAAGUACUGA